Lolium perenne is the source of this 468-nucleotide messenger RNA. The record is from RefSeq and is a predicted model, not a curated record. NCBI's taxonomy places the organism in Eukaryota, Viridiplantae, Streptophyta, Magnoliopsida, Poales, Poaceae.
AUGGCGAUCGCAGACAAGUACGCGCUGGCCGAGGAAGCCGGCAAGUCGCCGGUUGAUGCUUCGCCGGCUGCGCCCAAGCGCGACCACCACAAGCCGGCCGAGCACAAGCCAGCCGAAGGAGCCUCCCAUGGCAGCCGCCGCGACAGCUAUCGCGGCAAGAGGCACAACGACCAGCCGGAUCGCCGGUACGGCUCCGCCCAUUGGAUCGAGGCCAAGCCGAUCAAGAAGCUGGAUGGCUCAACAGCCGUCACCUUCCUUAAGGACAUCAUUGUGCGGUAUGGCUACGCCCACAGCAUCAUCACCGACAAUGGCACCAAUUUCUCCCAAGGCGUAUUCUCCCGCUUCUGCGAGGAAAAAGGGAUUCAGAUGGACUUAGCGUCCGUGGCACACCCUGAGUCCAACGGGCAGCGGCCCGCUCUUGAUCCGGCUACAGACUGCAACCCGGCUGUAUGGCCGGCAAGAGCAUAG